ACAUAAGCUCCUGGGAUCGAGGGAUCGUGGGAUUGUGCAGUGCACCGGUGGUCACUCGCUCUCACACCCAAGCGACAAGUACUGAGUACACAAUAUGGCGCUGUCAACGUCAUCCAGUGACUUCUCAAAUACUACCACCACUAGUAGUAAUCCGCCCAAGCGUAUGCGCCUCGGGACGAAGAGCUGUACGGAAUGCCGCAGGCGCAGAGUCCGCUGCGCGUUUCCGCUCAACAGUCGAACAUGUGAAGCAUGCAACCUCCACGAAAUAGAAUGCGUACCCCAGAGACCCAGCGGCCAGAGGAAAUCAUAUCACAAUGACUCGGAAAGGUCAGAACUGCAACAACGCCUGGGCAACUUGGAGUCCAUGGUGCGACAGAUCGCCUCGGCCAUCAACCUCGACCCGGAAACGGCGACAUGGGCUCAACUCCAAGCCGAGAGUCUGAGACGCCUUCGAUCUCCUUCGACAGUAACCGCGGCAGAGUCUUGGGCCAUCCCAACAAAACGAGGCUCGAUAGCGUCGAGUGCUGAGAUCCUCGAUGAUAGUUAUUCGGACGAUGUGGACCAGGAUCAGGAUCAAUUCGGAGACGCACCUCUGGUCAGCCUCUUCAAGGACGCCCUGCACAUAGAAAGGCCUCGUUCCGACAGGAAGCCAAUAGGCCUAUGCCCCGAUGAGAGAAUCAAGGCUUGUCUCUCAUCUUUGGGACCAUUUCUGCCGUCUCUCGACGAUCUGCGGCUAGUUCUGGAAGCCAGCCAGAUGUUUUGGUGUCUCUGGCCGAUGCCGCCUCCAGGCCAGAACACCACAGGUCCUUCUCGUAUACUCGCGGCGAGGGAUUUCGUUGUGGACUCACUCAACUCAGGAAGACCUCCGAUUAUUGCAAAGGCCAUUAUCUGGCUGACGCUCUGCAUACAUCAACUUCCGCGCGACUUUGCAUGUCGGGCAGAGCACCUUCGAAACUCCCCCCGUCCCGUAUUGAAGCACUACUUGAAUACCGCCGAGAUUCUUCUCUCCUUCGAUGAUGCCGGAGCCUCUCAUGGCAAAGACAUGCUGGGAUGUCUGCUGCUGCAGAUGAAGAUCCACAUUGACAUGGGCAAGCCACGAAAGGCCUGGCUUGCCAUCCGACGUGCCCUGAACAUGGGCUUACUUCUUGGGAUGCAGAACCAGGAAAACACCACGGAUGAGCAGAAGAUCCUCUGGGCACACAUCUGGCAGAUCGACCGCUUCUUGUCGCUCAUCCUGGGACUUCCGUGCGGGAUAUCAAACUCGCAUCCCAGCCUGGCGAAAGAGUGUGCGGCACCGAUGAUCGAAGCACAGCUGAUGCACGAAUUGGCCAUCAUAGCCGGCCGCAUCAUCGAGCGCAACCAGAACCCCCAAACCAUUAACAGUAACUACUCGGUCACCAUGGACAUCGACCAGGACCUGGAGCGGUGCAAGGCCCGAAUUCCCGCUGAAUGGUGGGAUUCGGGUUUCAGCGCGGAAUUGCCACUGGCGGCUGCUCAUGCCCAACUGACGAUCAAGCUGUUCUACUCUACGAUCUGCAAAAGCCUCCACCUUCCGUACAUGCUGAAAGCUGCUUCGGAUAGGAGGUACGAGUUGAGCAGGGUAUCCGCGCUGGAAGCAUGCAGAGAGGGGAUCCGAAGCUACCGGGCCUUCCGCAACACGAGCGGGCCGGUCCCGAUCAUAUGCGACCUGAUGGACUUUCAAGCCUUCAGCGCUACAGUCACGCUUGUCGUCGACCUGUUGUCAUCAUCAUCAUCAUCGGGAACAACCUCUUCGAAACGGGAUGCUCAUGAAGAAUCCCAGGAUUGGAAACUUGUCCAUAGCGUGAGCGGUGCGCUGCAAGAGGUGGCGAAAAGACUGAAUUGUAACGUCGCUGGACAGGGGACGGAUGUGCUUGAGCGCUUGUCCAUGGCACGAUAUGGGAAAUACCCCGGCGACUCCGAGACCUUUGAAGCGGUGAUCCCGUACUUUGGCAAAGUGCGCAUCGGCAGGGUGGCGAAGCCUGCUCCCGCUCCCGCUCUUGCUCCUCCUACUCCGCCGCCGCAGACACAGCAACAGCAACAUCAACAGCAACAGCAACAUCAGCAGCAACAGCAACCUCUUGGGUGGUCUGAAUCACCCGAGCCAUUUUCGUCAGGGAAAAAAGAAAGUCAUCAUACAUCGUCAGUCGCCACGGUGGAAUUCAGCCUCCGUGAUCCGACGGCAUCAUACUCGUAUGGUCAGGCAUCAAUGGAAGAAUGGCUGUCCGACGAUGCCGAACUCGGCAUGGAUUGGGAGUCUUUCGUCGAUGUCAACACGAACUACGACUGGAGUCAAUUCUUCGAGAGCGCCAUGCCUGACUGAACUGACUGAAUGAUGCCAGAGAUACCCCUUUUGCAGCAUGCCCACGAGUACCGUGAAUCGUCUCAUCGAGGGGUCAAGGGAGUAGCCUUCAUAUGGCAUGACACAGCACAGCACGAGCACGGGCACAUUCAACUGAAAGGCGAGGAAAGGCAAGAGGAGCGGUAAGUUGGAUAUAUUUGCCACAAACUUUCGGAGUGCGGGCUGGGAAGUCAUGUAUCCUGCCUCUUUCGAUGCCUAGUUUGUACUAGACUCCAUCUCCAUAAGUAUGAGGGUUUACUUGCUGCUUAUGCGGGCACGUUAUCUUCCCCCAAGCGUGAUCGACGAGAAGAAGAAACGACAUGGUUUCAAGGCGGCUUGCCCAGUAUGCCCAGCAAAGCACACUCAUGCAAGCAAAUACGGGACAACAGGAUACUCUUUUUUAAUGCUUGAACAACUGAAGCACCUCAU
This is a messenger RNA of Exophiala xenobiotica, 2788 nucleotides long. RefSeq lists its product as uncharacterized. Gene Ontology annotation, molecular function: zinc ion binding; DNA-binding transcription factor activity, RNA polymerase II-specific; DNA binding. Gene Ontology annotation, biological process: DNA-templated transcription; regulation of DNA-templated transcription. The coding region runs from base 95 to 2341 and encodes 748 amino acids. The transcript has a single exon. The record is from RefSeq and is a predicted model, not a curated record. Lineage: Eukaryota; Fungi; Ascomycota; Eurotiomycetes; Chaetothyriales; Herpotrichiellaceae.